GAAAAGUGACGUGGGUGCACGGCUCGGAUUAUCGCCAAGUUUUAGCACACCGUCAUCUCUCUCUCUCCCUCUCUCUCCUACGCAUACAUACAAACAGGCAGAGCACACGAGAAGCAGAGAGAAGGGGAUCCUCUCGCUCCGGACUCUGGCGACAUCCAUUCCUCUCUACUAUACCUUCUCUCUCAGAGAAACGUGCUCUGCCAAGUUGAGAAAGUAGCCCACAGAAGAUAACCCCCUCCCGCCAUGGAAGAAGAGAUACUGUCUUACAUGUCUUCUUCACUUCGCAAGAACAUCUCAUCUUCCUCCACGAUCCGAUUCCUCGGCUUGCUAAAACAACCAGAUUCCAAUUCUAACCCCUUCGAGUUGGACGAGAGUGACGUGGUUUGGUCCUCCCAACUCUCUGAUUCUCCCUCUCCCAAGGACGAAUCCCUUGGUUCCACUUCUCCGGUUCCGUCGACGGUAUCGAAUUCUCCCAACAAUCAGCGUAACCCUUUCCGUCCACGGAGAUUCGGUCUCUCCGCCGCAUUAUCCGAUGAUCACCGCCCUCUCAUUCAGCGAAAACCAGCGUUGGACCCUUCGCUAUCCGCGGCCAGUGCGGCACGUACAAUCCCACCCGUGUCGAUUCCCAGGUCAGGUUCCAGCUCCGAGGUGUUGGCCGGGUCGUCUUCUGGGAAAUUCCAUCAGUCGGCCCCAGUCAAUGUGCCGGUCUGGCCCAAGGGAAGUGGCUCCCAUGGAUCUGCUAAAUUGGGGUAUUUCGAGGAGGACGACGAAGACAAGGAGGACGAGAUGCUCCCGCCACAUGAGAUCGUUGCCAGGUCGCAUCGCACGACCUUCUCGGUGUUUGAGGGUGCCGGACGGACGCUUAAGGGGAGGGAUCUGCGCCGUGUCCGAAAUGACGUUUGGCAGAGGACAGGUUUUCUAGACUGAAAUCUCAAAUUUAACCUGUAUGGAAAGCCUGGAAGGUAGCAAGAAGAAUUGGGCAACAGGGUACAAACUCACAAACCCUAGUCUUUUAGCAAGGUGGAUACAAAAGGAGAAAAUACAAAGACAAUUUGUUGUUGCCAAAGAAUUAACCACUUGCGCUGAAUUUUACAGUGAGAUUUUCUCAUAGUUGUAUCUAGAAACAGAACAACAGAUAAGAGGAGGAAAAUUACGUUUACGUUUGCUUGAAAUGGUUAGAACUA
Messenger RNA from Nelumbo nucifera (sacred lotus), 1184 nucleotides. NCBI's taxonomy places the organism in Eukaryota, Viridiplantae, Streptophyta, Magnoliopsida, Proteales, Nelumbonaceae. The record is from RefSeq and is a predicted model, not a curated record.